Messenger RNA from Hydra vulgaris (swiftwater hydra), 1957 nucleotides. RefSeq lists its product as uncharacterized. Gene Ontology annotation, biological process: signal transduction. The record is from RefSeq and is a predicted model, not a curated record. Gene Ontology annotation, molecular function: protein binding. Lineage: Eukaryota; Metazoa; Cnidaria; Hydrozoa; Anthoathecata; Hydridae.
GAUCUAAAACAACCGCUGUUUUCGCUUACCGUCCUUAAAAAGUAUAAAGUUAUUGUUAGCUAUUCAUUUAAUUAUCUUAAAAAAUGCAGAUGGUAGAUCUAAAUGAAUCUGAAGAUAUAAAUGAUCUUGAAAUAAGAUUCACCGAUGCAAAAGAUUUACCUGCAGAUAUUUUAGCAAGGUUGAGUUUUCUAUUAAAUUCUCCAUUAAAUGGUAAGGACUUCAAAACUUUGGCAGAGAAAAUGAAAAAGUCUUUUCAAUUUAUCCAUUGGUUGGAAAUGCAAAAAGAUCCGACAGCUUCAUUGUUAGAGCAUUGGUGGUCAGAUAAUCGGUCAAGAAAAGUUAAAGAUUUAGUUAUUCUACUCAAGGAAAUACAAUGCUUUGAUGCUGUCAAACUGCUAGCACCUUAUAUGCACUAUAUUGGUGUUUGUUCUCAUUCUGCUUCAACUGAGUCAAUCAGCUCAAAAGCUUGUCAAAAGAUUAAAAAGUUGAAAAGUUCUUCAAAAAAGCCAACAGAUUUUGAUUCAACAGAAAUUUCAUGCGAUAGAUCUACUGUUUCAGCUCAACCAUCAAAUAUGAAAAAGUCAUUUAAUCUUGAUAUAAAUGAAGUCGAUUUACAGUCUAAUCAUAUAAAAAAUUACAAUCAAGACCCUACUCAUUACUCUGCAUUGAUAGAACAAGCUACACCUAUAUCAAAUAUAUAUGUCAUCGAUAAUUGUACAAAUAGUUUAAAUAGUUUAGCGUUGUUAAUUGCUGAAAACUAUUCUUUAAAUCCUCAAAUAAAUAUCAGUAAAAUUUGGUUUUAUGCGUUGAAUGGAAGUUCUUCAGAAUCUAUAAAGGAUGCUACGUCGAAAGUGAUAAAAUUAAUAAAUUACGAUUUCAAUCAUUUUGAAAAUGUAGCGUCAAUUGAUGAAUUAGAAAAUAUAAUAUAUAAACAAUUAAAAAGCGUAAAAGAAAAUGGAAUAACGCAAAAUAAUAGAAAUAAAAAAACAAAAGAAGAAAAAAUAGAAAAUUGUAAGUUAGCGUUGAUGUUUUUUCAAAAUGAUAGCAUUAAAUAUAAAUGUUCAUAUGAGAAAUUGACUCGGCUGACAGGUGUAGAUGAUAAAGGUAUCGAACUAUGGCUAGCUGAAGCCAAAGGCGAUGUAGGAAAAAUACAGGACAUAAUUAUUGAUUAUGAUCUUAAUAAUAUACCGUUAAUGAGGGAAAAUCACCUUGAAGAUAUAAAGAGAAUGUUAAGUUUAGAAAUUUCGAUAAAACAGUUUAAUGAAUUUAAAAGUAAAAAUAAUAAUGAGCGAGCUAAUUUUAUAAAUGUUUUAGCCUUACAUAAUUCUGCGUCUGGUAGAUGUAGAGUUUCUCAAAUUUAUGUCGCUUCAAUGUUGCUGAAAUAUGCUGUUAUUGAAAAUGAUAUGGAAAUAGUAAAAGUACUACUUGGAUUAAAUGCUGAUCCUAGGAUCAAUGAUAUAAUUCCGGGCAUAAGUGCGAUCAGCUACGCUAUAUCAGAAGAAGAUUUUAUAGAAGAAUUUUUAAAAGAAGUUGUCAAGGAUAAAUAUAAAUUAGUAGACCGCAAAGCUCAAUGUUAUAGUAAUAUGUCCCUUGAUUUAAGAAUUAUUGAAGAAUAUGAAAAUAAAGAUCAGGUAAUGGAUAUGCUACGCAAACUGUAUUAUUUUGAUUUUGAGGAUUCUGAUGAUGACAGCUAUGAUGAUGACGACGAUGAUAAUUGAAGAAAAGCAUGGAUGUAGGUGCUUUGUAAAAUUAAGUAACACAUACAAUAUAUUAGAUGUUUGAUUACUAUAUUUUCUACAUAGAUAAUUACAUAUUUUGGCUAUGGAAAAACAUCAAGAACAAAAUAUGUUCAAAUCUUUAACUGGUCAUAUCUUACUUAUGACAGGAGUCUUCACUUGAAUCUUCAAUUAAUGAAAAAGCAGUUACCAUUAUGUUAUAUAAAAUUCUAAAUUGCUAA